Molecule: messenger RNA, 303 nt
Organism: Racocetra persica
Lineage: Eukaryota; Fungi; Glomeromycota; Glomeromycetes; Diversisporales; Gigasporaceae
Source: the annotation of a GenBank genome assembly
AUGCCAAAGGAAAGUAAACAAGAAAAUAGGCCAGAAAACGAAUCUGAGAAUGUAAUUUCUGAGGUCGAUGAUAUUGAUAUGCUAUUAGAAGAUCUUUCAGUUGAGAAUAAUCCUGAAUAUCGUAGAAAUGCCAUAGAAGCCUUGGAAAAGGUUAUUAGAUAUCAAGAAAGUCUUGAAGUUAGAAAAGGGUUUAAAGAGAAUGAACUAAUAGCACUGCGAAAAAAACUUAAAGAAUGGCAUUAUGAAAAGGAUAAAAACAAAAAGCAACUUUCAAAUUUAUCUUUCUUUGGUCUUAAUGAUUGA